Diversispora eburnea is the source of this 327-nucleotide messenger RNA. The record is from the annotation of a GenBank genome assembly. NCBI's taxonomy places the organism in Eukaryota, Fungi, Glomeromycota, Glomeromycetes, Diversisporales, Diversisporaceae.
GGAUGGGAAGGACGAAAGAAAUUCGGAAAAACGACAAAUGCAAGGAAGCCAGAAGAAAUGUCAGAAGAGAGAAUAGCAAUCUGCGAGAAAGAUAGCCGAAAAAGACAAAGUAAAGCACGGAAAAGCGGAAAGGAAGACGACCAGACAGGAAAAAAAGAAGUCAGGCUAGAAGAACGCAGGACGAGAAAGAAGAAGGAAAGAGAUGAAAACAGAACGAUGAGAAAAAAGGAGAGAGAGGAGGACCGAAAAAGAUGCGAAAGUACAAAGUGGAAUAUCGCCACAUUAGGAGAAAAGAAAAGGAAACAAAAAAGAAAGAAAGACAUAUGA